Messenger RNA from Eupeodes corollae, 9440 nucleotides. It is a transcript of the gene Piezo, whose product is annotated as piezo-type mechanosensitive ion channel component. Gene Ontology annotation, molecular function: mechanosensitive monoatomic ion channel activity; monoatomic cation channel activity. Gene Ontology annotation, biological process: detection of mechanical stimulus; cellular response to mechanical stimulus; regulation of membrane potential. Lineage: Eukaryota; Metazoa; Arthropoda; Insecta; Diptera; Syrphidae. The transcript is spliced from 40 exons. Gene Ontology annotation, cellular component: plasma membrane. The record is from RefSeq and is a predicted model, not a curated record. The coding region runs from base 687 to 8480 and encodes 2597 amino acids.
AUUUGCUAAAGUAAAGUUCGCGUUCAAAAACAAGCGAAGAAAAAUUAAGACCCAAAUAAAAUAAACAUUUUAUUUCGUAUAUUUUACUUUAUAACACAAAAACCUAAUCCAAUUUGGCUUCUCCUUAUUUGUCCUAUUUAGAUUUCUGCAUUCAAACAAGGAAUGCUCGUUUUUCCUAAGACUAAUUAUCGGUUAAAUUAUUAGAUAAGGAUUGUGUUUAUAUUAUAUUUUUGCUUUUAUUUCUGGGACUUCUUUGCCAAGACGUGUGUUAUUCACAAAACAAAAAGAAACCAACGCAAUAAACAAAAAUAGUGAAGUUUCUAUGCCUUACCAAGAAUUUGUUCUUGAAAAUAAAAAAAAGUGAACAAAAAUGAAACAAAAUUCAUAAAAAUUCUAUUAGGAUUGGAAGCAACAAAAAAAAAAAAGACAAAAAAAAACAAACAAGAAGCACCUCUUGGUUACUCAAUGGUUGCUGCGAAAUAAUAAUCCAAUCCACCACCGGCAACAGUUAAAACCAUAUUUUAUCAAUUUUGGUUGUUUAAUUCGCUCUUCACUAUCCCUGGCCCUGGCCCCCGCACAAAAAUAAUAAAUACUUAAUGCAGGCUAUUUGGACCAUGCCGCUGUGAUUUCGUGGGAUAUAAGAUUGAGGUGGUUAUUUAAAGCAGACGCAGCUUUAAGUAUUCAAAAUGGCAUUCAGUUAUGGGUGUCUUAUCCUGCAGCGUGGUGUAUUACCACUUGUUUUGGUAUUGGCCGCAUUGUUUCGCCCAGUUGGAAUAUCCUUUGUGUACCUGUUAAUGUUUUUUAUAUCACCAUUUAUUCCGGUCGCAACAGCACAAAAUUUUAAAGGAUCCGUCACAGCAUAUUUAAUCAUUUUAAUAGCAUUAAGUACAAUACUACUACUUUGUCAUGUAGCUUUGCAAGUUGCGAUCAUUGGAUUUGACAUUCAAAAUGUUUUCGGUCAAUGCACCUUCCCAGAACAACUUCUGCGACACAUUGGUUUUGUUGACCUAAAAUUAGAACCAUUAGCGACCAUAGAAUGGCUUUUACCUGAAGUAGCUGUCUUUAUAACAUCAAUUGUUAUUUAUUUAGUCACAAAAAGAAUAUCAUUUGAAAGCAGUGCUGGCCAAGCAGAAAAUGGAGAAGGCAUGGCUAUAGAAGAUGCAUCAACAAGUCUAGAAGGCUCAUUAACACAACGAGCGAAAAAAAUCAAUCGUCGUAUUAUAAAAAUAAACUUCGAACCGCUCGUAGAAAUGGCACCAAUGUUCUGUUUAGCAACAAUAUUCUUUGCUGCAGUCCUUCGACCAUCAGUCCCAGGUGGAUUUUACUUUUUAUUUUUCUUGAUGUCAGGUUCAUAUUGGGCAACAUUUAAGUCAUUACAAAGGGGUUUUGCGAUAUUAAUACGCUUUGUUAUGGUAGUUCUAGUGUUACACACAAUAGCAGUUGUUUCAUAUCAAACGCCUUGGAUGCAAGGACACAUUGACAAUAGCACACUAGUUGCAAGACUAGUUGGACUGGAACCUCUUAUUACGUCGAGUUGCAGCAAAGAUAUUCGACUUAUAUUUUACGAUACAUGGUUUAAGUUGGACUCUUUUAUAAGUCCAUUUUCAAUGCUUUUCUCUUACUAUGUAUUGGCGCUAACUUCAAAAAAUCUCAUCGAAAGGAGGAGUGUAACUAAACCGUUAAGUGCUUUUGGAACACUCGAGAACGGUACCAUGAAUAAUCGACAACUGUCAAUAAACACACGCACAACCAAUGCCAGUAAAAAGGAUAGUUGGUCUAAAUCGCAGCGUUUAAAUAUGUCAAGUCAACAAAAUGAAAGAUCAGCCGAACCCACCGAAACUACACCUUUGGUGCGCCACAAGAAAAUCGUACGCGGUAUCGAAUCCAGUGUUGAGGCUCGAAAAGUGGAAAACGACAUACCAAUGGAUUCAUUGGACCGAGGAGUUGAAGGGGAGAACAGUCCAUCAUUGUUUGAUCAAAUAUGUUAUGGAAUCGUCAGUGUUGGAGGAUUUAUUUAUCAAAAUAGCUAUAUUUUCACAAAUAUUCUGAUGAUGGCUUGGAGUAUAGUAUAUCAUAGUUGGUUAACAUUUGUGUUUCUGCUUUGGGCGAAUGUUUUAUGGAUGAUUCCAAAUCAACGAAAAGCAAUGAUGCGCUCGAGUCCGUUUAUAGUUUUUUAUGCAGAAGUGUUGUUAAUUGCACAAUACAUUUAUGGAAUGAAUUUAACCAACGAUGAAUUGCCUUCAAGUGUAAAUACCACUGGAAUUAAUUUGCAACAAAUCGGUUUAGAACGCCCCUCUGAGAACCAAGUACAACCAUGUAUUCCUUUAAUAGUAAAGACUUCUUUUCUGCUCAUGUUUUGGGUAACACUGAGACAAUUUUUCAAAGAAAAGAAUGAAAGAAAAACUCAUAAUACUAUAGCUGAUAUGGUAGCGCCAUUACAAGUUAGCGUUAGUGCUGCAACCGCCGCUGAUGGAGGUUCAAUGCAGGAUAAUAAAAAAACUUCAAAAUUCCUUAAAAAAGCUGGCGAUAUUAUCAAGAACCUGUUAGUUAGACUAUGGAUUUGGCUGUUAAUUCUUGUGAUAUUUUUAUGUGCAAUUACUGGUGUCAAAAUGACUGGAUUCCGUAUUUGCUAUAUGGCAAUGUUUUUGUUUUUCUUAUUAGUUUUUCAGUCAUCCUCAAAAGCAUGGGUCAAGGUCAUGUAUGGAUUUUGGCUUUUCCUUAUAUUUUAUGCGAUGUCCAUUCUUACCCUAAUUUAUACUUAUCAGUUUGAUAAAUUCGAUGAAUAUUGGAAUGACUAUUUAAACAUAUCAAAAACAUUACAAGAAGACAUUGGGUUAAAAAAAUACGAAACAAAAGAUUUGUUCCUGCAUCUUGUUUCGCCGACAAUUAUUGUUAUCCUUACUGUGAUUCAGGUACAUUAUUUCCAUAAGCGAUUCAUUGCGGCCUUACAACAUCAGUCACUUGAAGUUUCACAAGAGAGAAUAAGAUCAACUUCUAAUAAUCAAGAAAUGAGUGAACCAAUAGAAGCAAAUGGUGCUGAUAAAGCAAAAGACUCAACUGGAAUUUCAAUGCAAAAAAAUCGAAUCCAAGCAUCGAUAAAAGUUUUAAUACUCCGAUUUUUGUCUGAGUUCAAAAGUAGAACGAGAAACAUUGCUAAAAACUUCAAAGGAGUUUGUUGGAGAUUUUUGGAGCUACAUUUAAUUAAGGCAGUUUAUAUUAGUGCUUUUGUUUGUUGUGUCAGUGAGGUAUGUGUGCUUCAUAUUGCUUUCUGUGCACUCUGCAUUAUCGGCCUUAUCUCCAAAAGCAAAGUUCAAAUUUUCAUCAGCCGCAUAAUAUCACUAGUUGUUUCAAUUAUUAUUCUUACGAAAAUGAUAUAUCAAGUGCAAUAUAUCUCUCAUGAAAAGUAUAACGUCACUUGUAAUUUAAACGAAACUACUCCACAAAAUAACGCCCAAUGGUUUGGAUUACAAAAAGCCAACUUCAACGGUGGUCUUAUGUACCUUAUCAAAAAAUACAUUAUUUUCAUGGUAAUGGUAACGUUGCAUGCAGUAGUUACUCUUCGCCAAAGCCAAAUGCGAACUCUUCAGGGUGAAACCGAUCAACAACCACCAAAGGUUCUCUUCCCAGGAAUAAAUCGUUCUGAUGCUGAAAAAAAUCUCAAAGGAAUGAUUAAAUAUUUAUUUAACUAUGGUUUCUAUAAGUUUGGCUUGGAAUGCACAUUAAUAACAUUGGUUUCGUUGAUAACAUAUCGGCAAGAUGUUGUUGCUGUAUUCUAUGUUGUCUGGUUGUGCGCCUUCCUGUGGUUCGAGAGAUCUUCUUGUGCAAAAGUAUGGAGUGUCUUCCAAUGUUUCACUGCCACAAUUAUAUUUAUAGAGUAUUUAUUACUUGUUGGACUGCCACCAGGACUCUGCUCUGAAUAUCCUUGGACGCAAUCACCUCAUUCAGAUGCAUUGCAAAAAUGGGCGAUGCUGCCGGGAAAUCUCAACUACAACCACAUUAAUAAACUAAUUUUCGAUUUUAUUAUGCUACUUUUCAUCAAUCGGCAGAAGAGAGUUUUUGCUACGGAGAAAAAAUACGACAAUGACAAUACUUAUCCUGGUGGCACAAACAAAUCAGUUAUUAGUGACAUUGAAAAUAUGGGUCAUGUGGAGUUUGAAAAUCCUACUAGAGAUUUCCUAUCGACAAUACGAAACUAUUUAGAUAUUAUUAAAAAUGCCAUAUUAUGUGGUUUCUAUUGGAUAACCCUUGCAGUUGUGUUUCUAGCUGGAACAAAUAUAUCAGAUCUUCUAGCCAUUGGAUAUCUGAUUGGGUCAUUUAUAUUCCUCUGGCAAGGAUCAGAUUUUUAUCUUCGUCCUAUUAGAAUUAUUUUAAAAAGAUGGAAUAUACUUUUAGUGUAUAAUGUUAUAAAUAUAACCGUAAAAACGUUUUUGCAAAUUAAAGACUGCCUCUUUCCCACCAUCUUUCAAACUGAUGGAUGUUGGUUUAUUCAUAUGUUGGGAAUUGACUGUGCGGAAGGUGGUAUUGAAAAGACAAUAACAAUAACAGAAACAGAAGACUCCAGCAGCAUGUGUCCUUCAUUAAAGAGUCAUUCUUAUCUAGUUUGGGAUGCGGUCUGUUUUGCCUUUCUUAUUUUACAGCUAAGAAUAUUCAAGAGCCAUUACUUCUGUCAUAUAAUCAAUGACACAAAAGCCAAUACUAUUUUGGCUGACAGAGGUGCGGUGAUUAUCGAAGAUCUUCGGCAGAAGCAAAUUGAACAUAGGAAACAACACGAACAAGAAGUUUUGCGAAAGAUAAAACGAAAAAUGGAAAAAAUUCGAGCCACCCAACAAAAAAUGUUGCGUCCCAUUGAUAAACCUACUCAUUUCGAUGAAGAACAUGGUUUUCCUCUUCCUGGCCCAAGAGUUCAAAAACGGAAAGAGUUAAAAUAUCAUCCACAGGCUAUUCGAGCUGGUGAUUAUUAUAUGUUCGAUGACAUGGAUGAGAAGUUUGAACUGGACUUAAUCGAAGAUGAAGUAGAUUUCCUUGAGGAUCAAGGCAAAAUUGAUGAAAGUGAGAAGAAAAUGACGAGACGAAAAAAUCUAUUUGAAGUUUGUAAAGAAAUUACCAACAAUGGAAAAAAACCAUUUACACGACAACGCUCUUAUGCCUCAGCACCGGGUUCAAGGAUCGGCAUAAAAGGCAUGGAGCCAGAUAUACCACGAUCAUCUGUGAUAUCCGAUCCCCUAGUAUAUCCUGACAGCUGUGAUGGAGAUGACAACGAAAGGACAGAGAAACCUAAAUCGGAAAAACCAAAAGCAGAUCAACCAUCAACCAGUAAAGAUGCUUCUGUAGAAGAACAAACAGAACCUAAAAAGGGUACUGAAUCGGACAGCCCAGAUGCAACUGAUAAAGAUUCUGAUGAAAUGGACCCACCAAACCCAAUCAUUCGUCUUCUCGAGGCGUUCAUGGUUUCAGUUGUGAUUCGUUUGAAUAGAUUCUCCAGAAAUUAUAGAUACGUAAUGAAAAUUUUAGCCGAAGAAAAGAAAAUGCUAAAGGAAUCUAAAGCAUUUGAUCGGUAUGGAAGUGCAGGUACUGUGAAUGUAAAUGAUGUAUCGACGCCGCUCGCCAACUUAAAGAAACAGUUGUUAAGGUAUUUUUCGCUCGCAAACUUAAAGAAACUCGUUUUAAGAAAUGAUGAUACAAUUGCACUAAAAACUCAAUCAAAUACAGAAAUACAUGAUACCAACACCACAACAAGCACAGCUGCAUUACAUCAACCACUCAUUGAAAUCAAUGACAUUGAAUUAGAUACCAUUGAUGCUCACCCUAGAAAAGAGUCUGGAAGCCAAGGAUCUCUAUCAAGGCCUCUUGUGCGAAGAUCAAGUGGAGUGCCUGGUAUAAGAGUGAUGCCUCCCUCAGUAGAGAUGGGACUGGAUGAGACAGGCACUCUAAGCGACGAAUGGUCAUAUGAAAAAGUAGACAGAGCUGGCGAAUUCACAUAUGAAGAGGAUUUCGCCACCAGAGACCACCACAUCAUUAUUGAAGCUCUUAUAUCGGCUUGGUAUGCAAUUCUUUCGAAUACCGAUUUAAUUUGCUAUAUUGUUGUUUUCAUAAAUCAGGUCAUCAACGCUAGCAUAAUAUCACUUCCUUUGCCAUUGAUGGUUUUCCUCUGGGGUACACUCUCACUACCCCGGCCGACAAAAACGUUUUGGAUUACAUUGAUUGCCUAUACGCAAUUAUUGGUUCUGAUUAAAUGUAUGUGUCAAUUGCUUUUGUCAAAUAACAUAUCUAGUCCAUUGCCAAACCAACCAUUGGCAGCAGUUAACAUAAUUGGAAUCUCAUCAAAUCAACACUAUGCAAAUUAUGAUUUACUUCUUCUGUUGGUGCUAUUUUUCCACAGAUUCGUGUUGAAGUCUCAAGGAUUAUGGAAAUCUGAAUACAAAGGAGAAGUAAUGCAAGAACAUGCUUUAAUUUUAAAGGAAGAUGCUCAGAGUAAAAACGCUUUAGCUGAUGCAAAUGAGGAACAACCUUCGGCCGCCACGCAAACACAAGUUGCUGAAGUUGCAUACGAACAUAACACUCAAGAAUCGAACUCUCUUCAAAACUCAGCAGAGUACAUUGCUGGAAUUUCUAAACUGACGAAACACAAAUAUUUGUCAUCAUAUAGGAAAUUCUUUAUUAAUUUAAUUAAAAAAACUCGUCUGCCUGCUGAUGUUUAUGCGCUUAUGUUUUUAUGUGACUUUAUUAACUUUUUCGUUCUGCUGUUUGGAUUUACAGCGUUUGGGUCUCAACAAGGCGAAGGUGGUGUGCAAACUUAUUUAGUGGAAAACAAAGUGCCUAUACCAUUCCUAAUUAUGUUGCUCGUUCAAUUUAUUUUAAUUGUCAUCGACCGAGCACUUUAUUUACGAAAAGCUUUAGUUCAUAAAAUAGUUUUUCAUUUCUUUUCCGUUAUUGGCAUACACAUAUGGAUGUUUUUCGUAAUUCCAGCAGUUACUGAACGCCAAUUUUACUCUUUAGCGCCUCCAAUAAUAUUCUAUAUUAUCAAAUGUUUCUACCUAUUACUAUCAUCAUUCCAAAUAAAAUGUGGAUAUCCAAAGCGAAUUUUAGGCAAUUUCCUUACCAAAGGAUUUACUUUGGUGAAUAUGAUUUCGUUCAAAUUUUAUAUGCAAGUUCCAUUUUUGUUUGAGCUAAGAACGAUUCUGGACUGGGUUUGCACGGAUACAACAAUGACUCUCUUCGACUGGCUUAAAAUGGAGGACAUUUUUUCAGAAAUCUAUUUUAUUAAAUGCGGCAGACAAAUGGAGACAGAUUUCCCAGCAAUGCGAGCACAGAAAAAGGCUAUGAUUUCGAAGAUAACUUUAGGUGGAACAAUAAUUUUGCUUAUUGUAGUUUCCAUUUGGGGUCCUCUUUGUUUGUUUGCACUGGGUAAUGCUGUAGGUCAAUCAAAUGUACCCUAUGAAGUAUCGGCUUUUAUUCGUAUCGGACCCUAUGACCCAAUCUACGAAACGAGCAAUAGGGAGAGUAUAUAUCCUUUCAAUAGUUCAAUGUUCAUGAAUUUAACAAACGCCUAUAAAACAAGCAAACCUGCAUUAACGUUUUUGAGUAAUUACGAUGAAGGUGAUAUUGCAGCGAUAAUACUAAAAUCGAAUUCUCCAUCGCUGUGGGCAAUAGCCCCUCCAGACAAAGAUCGAUUAUUAGACGAUUUAAUUAAAAAUAAAUCUCUAACGUGCCGUUUCACAUACUCAUUUACCCGUACACCCCCUAAUAAGGGGGCUAUAGGAACGGUUUCUGAUGAAAUAACCUAUGAAUUAGAUACUAAUUUCUCUGGACGUGAUGCUAUGAUAGCAAUGCUUCAGGGCACCUCCACACAAAGCAGUACGGUCAUUUUACCGAACAUACUACCCAAGUUUAUAAAGGUGCAUAAUUCGGGAGACCUUAAUGUCGUCAAUCAACUUAUGACAGGUGAUAAAGUUACUUCAGCAUACCGUUCGUUAGAAAUAAAAUUACACACCAACAAUGACUCUUCGAAAGGAGUAUGGUGGGAGAUACAAGAAUCAUGCGAUGACAGCUUCUACAUGAAUACCUUAAGGCUGCUGCCAUAUUCGAAUUGUGACUCUGGUGUUGUUAUGUAUACAUUCAACGAUAAAAAGUUUCCAUCAACCUUCAGUUUUCUGACAGCCGGAGGAAUCAUUGGACUCUACACUACUUUUGUAUUAUUGGCGUCAAGAGUACUCAAAUCAUCUAUCGCCGGACAAAGUAGAAGAAUAAUGUACGAAGAUCUUCCAUACGUUGACAGAGUUCUCCAAUUGUGCCUUGAUAUUUAUUUGGUAAGAGAAGCCUUGGAGCUUGCUCUCGAAGAAGAUUUAUUCGCCAAACUACUAUUCCUUUAUCGUUCACCGGAAACAAUGAUUAAAUGGACGCGGCCUAAAGAAGAUACCAACGACGAUGAAACAGAUACCGAAAGUGUCCGAAGUAGAAAUAGUCAUCGACGAAUGGACUAAAUCGAAAAUAACUCCGAAAAAAAGUUAUUCUUCAAGUAACAAGAAAAUGGUAGCUAUAAAAUAAAAUUCGAUACCAAAACUCAAGUUCAGGGAUUCUUAGCAUUUUUAGUUAUUUUUUUUUUUAAAUUAAAUGUUGCGCUCUAUUAUAAAGUUUAUAUUUUUUUAAUAUACUUAGCAGAUAAUUUAAUUUUGUGACUCUCAAGCUAAAGUCAGUUAUGUGUACCUUUGAAAACAUAAAUAUAUUUAUGUAUGUAUUUACAUUUUAAUAAUUGUGUAUAUUUAUUAAAAACAUACUUACCGAAAACUGUUUAAUACUAAGAGUUUCUUUAAUUUAUUUAAACAAAAUAAUAAUAAUAUAUAAUAACAUCACAACUGGUUGUAUAGAUCUUAUAUUAAGUAUGCGUAUAUACUGAGUGCUACAUCAUUUAAGUUAAUUAAGUCUCAAAAAUAUUAUAUCAAUAUUAAUCUCUCAAAAGGUUCUUGUAGAUUUUAAAAAUCUGCCUUCAUUUAUUUAGGCAUUUCUUUUUUACCCGAGAAUGUCCUUAAAAGUGAAAAACAAUUAAAUAAAAUCAGGUAUAUUUUAUUAUGUGCAAUAUCCCGCUUUUACCGUCCGGUAUUUUUUUAUCAGACAUAUUUAUGUAAUGAUUAUAUUUAUAGUUCUUGGAUUCUAUUCUUGUAUUUAUUUGCAUUAAAAAAAAAUAAAUUAAAAUAUAUUUUGCCAGUGUAAAGGAAUACAUCAUAACAAUUGCUUCUUAAAAAAAAUAUAAGUUAUAAGUUUGGAAUAAUAAAAUAUCUUCUUUCGUUGCUUCUUUGGUUACGAAACAUCAUCAUUUUUUAAAACUAAUAAUUGCUGUAGAUUAAUAUUUGAAGAACGAAAUAUACAGAUAUGGACAUUAAAAUAGAAACACCAAACAAAGUUUUAAAAAUUGUAUUUUUUAUUAACUUAAAAAGGUUUUUUUU